AUGACUCCAUUUCGUGUCCCGGCGCCCGCCGGCGUGCUCUGCUCAGCCAUACUGCUGCUAACUGCUGGCGUCCUUGCCACACACGCCACAAACGCCACGCCGUCGCCGUCGUCGUGCGAGCCGGCGACGUGCGGGGGCCUGCGCAUCGAGUACCCGUUCUGGCUCGGCGGCACGCACCCGCCAGAGUGCGGCUACCGGGCCUUCCAGGUCAGCUGCCACAGCAACGGCACGGCCUCCCUCAAGAACUCCAUCUGGACGUACAAGAUCCUGGACAUCUCCUAUGAGGACAGCUCGUUCCGGGUCACCAACGUCGAGCUCUCACACAGCACCUGCGACGCCAAGCUCCAAGUCAACGUCUCCUCCGACCUUGGCCUCGCGCCCUUCAGCAUCAGCGCCGCCAACCGGGAGCUCUUCUUCCUGUACGACUGCAUCGACCUGCAGGCGGCGCAGCAGCCACCUACGCAAUGGGCGCCCUUGAACUACGACAGCAACUCGUUCGCGUGGCUUGCCGGGGGUUACAAGCUCGACGACAAAUGGCCGCUGGUGCCGGGGAACUGCUCGGUGUCGAUGAUGGCGCCGGUGAUGGGGUACCCGGGGGCGACCGCGGCGAACUACCACAAGCUGAUGGAGCGCGGGUUUCGUCUCGAGUACACGGCCGGCGAGUGCACAGCGUGCAGGGACACCGGUGGGCUUUGCCGGAUCAACACCACCUACGACAUCUUCGAUUGCCAAUGUCCCAGCGGCAUGUCUGACGGCCCCUUAAUCUGCGGUGAUGAAUUCAUCAUCCCCGCAGAAAAAGGUAAUCGAUUCAGCUCGUUUUUACCUCUUUAA
Molecule: messenger RNA, 831 nt
Organism: Triticum turgidum subsp. durum (durum wheat)
Lineage: Eukaryota; Viridiplantae; Streptophyta; Magnoliopsida; Poales; Poaceae
Source: the annotation of a GenBank genome assembly